AUGGCCGGCCAGGAUAAUGACCAGGUAGCCGUACUCGCCUGGCACAAAAACAAACACCGGAGGGUUCAAGAUCCCGACCGACAAUUGAGAGAGAAGGAGUCUGAGCUAGAGCAAAUCCGAGUACGAAGACAGCAGCAUGAAGCAAGAAUCAAGGCACGAGAGCAAAAAGGGCUAGUCUUCGACGACGAAGCAACUACUCAGGCUGAAUUGCGCUUCAGGUACUCCACACUUCAUCAGAAGUUCUCGGACAAGCUGGAGGGUCCGUCAUCCCUAUUUCUCUCUAUAUAUGCUAUUUUGAGAGCGCAAACGGAUGAGCACACGCGUGUGUGCUCCCUGAGCUAUCCCGAGUUCCUACAGUCUACAAGCAUUUCAGACCUUAUAUACACAAUUGAGCGGUGCAACGAGUUCUUGGACGUGGUCGUACAGCUCUCGGACAAAGAUGAGGAGGCUCAGUAUUGGAAUAAUGCCAAAUUAAGCAUUGCGGGAGAAAUAAGAGAGAGGCAACACGCCCCCUAUAGUCUGUUGGAGCCAAAAGUUCAGCAAGAAUUGCGGAGUAUGCUGAAAAUGUCCAAACUAGCGGAUGUGAUGGAUAUGCAGCGAAUGGUCGCCCUGCAACUGCACUAUGCAUCCGCCGAUGAUGAUAUCGACAUUGACUAUUGGGAAGAGGUGGAGAAAAAGUUACCCUGGUUUUAUGCUGUGGUCUAUGUACGAGAGAAGCAGGAUGCACUCAUUGCGUCGGGCGUUCCAUUGGAAGAACCCCUCUUGGCAAAGGCAGGUGGCGAAAAGCUCUCGGAAGAGGACCAGAAAACGGCAGAGGCUAUUGCUGCUGCGGACAUUGAUGUCGAACAACGCGGAUCAAUGGAGGAUCCCAAUGCGGCAUUUGAUCGCAUGGUUUUACGGGAGAGAGCGCAGGAGACUGACACAAACAAUAUUCUUGAAGGCGGGUCGUUUCAGACGUGGCAACCGGGGGUUGCUGGUGUGCUGACUAAGCCACGGUACUUUAGUCGAAUCAAGACUGCACACGAAUGGCACAAGUACAACCAGAUGCAUUACGACAUGAAUAAUCCUCCUCCAAAGGCAAUUCAAGGGUACCGAUUUCUCAUCUGUUAUCCCAACCUCCCUACGGGGGUCAAACCAGCCUGGCGUCUGGAGCAAGACCCCUCAGCAACGCAGAUAGACAUCGCAACUGCAGAUACUUCAAACACUGUCCUCAUUAGGUUUUCGGCCCCUUCAUACAAGGAUGUCGUGUUCCGGAUUGUGCGAAGAGAGUGGGAUGCCACCCCUCGUAACGGGUUCAAAAACCUGUACGAGAACGGCAUUCUCGUUUUAUCGUUUGUAUUCAAGCGCAACAGGUACAGGAAAUAA
This is a messenger RNA of Gregarina niphandrodes, 1365 nucleotides long. Its product is annotated as cactin. Lineage: Eukaryota; Apicomplexa; Conoidasida; Eugregarinorida; Gregarinidae. The record is from RefSeq and is a predicted model, not a curated record. The transcript has a single exon. Gene Ontology annotation, biological process: mRNA cis splicing, via spliceosome. Gene Ontology annotation, cellular component: spliceosomal complex; cytoplasm. Gene Ontology annotation, molecular function: protein binding. Bases 1 to 1365 code for a protein of 454 amino acids.